AAAUGUACAAUUUGAUGUCAGAAAGAAUAUUUUGCAAGACUGAAUUUUCUAUAUUUUAAUUUCAGAACGUAUUUGCAAAUCUUUCACAUUUAAUUAUCUUGAUAUUAUAUGUAGUAAACUUUUUAGUUUAACAAACAUCAUGUCCGAAGACGCCAGGGCCAGUUACUUGCCGCACGCCGCGGCCUCAGCGGGAGGAUACUCUCAUCAAAAACAAGAGCAGUACAAUCAAUAUCUUCGUAAACUGAACCAGGAUUUCAAACAGAUAUGGAGUGAGAAACCGGAAGAAUCGCCGGUAAAACUGUCUGAUUUUGAAAAGCAGAAAGUUUUAGGUACUGGAGCAUUCGGUAUAGUUUACAUUGCAAAACAUAUAAAUACUGGUAAAUAUUAUGCUAUGAAAAUGCUUGAGAAAGAAAAAAUAAUUAAAUUAAAGCAAAUAGAACACAGUUUCUACGAAAAGAAAAUUUUGAGCGGUCUCAAUUUUCCGUUCGUUGUAUACAUGAAAUAUUUCUUUAAAGACAACGUAUAUCUUUACUACAUCUUGCCAUUUGUUCCUGGAGGAGAAAUGUUUUCUCAUUUACGCAAAAUGGGAAAAUUCGAGGAAUCAGCUGCAAAAUUUUAUGGAGCUCAAGUGGUUCUAGCGCUGGAAUAUCUGCACUCAUGUGAACUAGUUUACCGCGACCUCAAGCCAGAAAAUAUAUUAAUAGACAGAACUGGAUACAUAAAAAUAACAGAUUUUGGCUUUUGCAAACUAAUUCAUGGCAGGACUUGGACGCUGUGUGGUACCCCCGAGUAUUUAGCCCCAGAAAUCAUUCUCAGUAAAGGGUACGGAAUGGCCGUAGAUUGGUGGUCUCUUGGUAUACUGCUCUUUGAGAUGAGCGCGGGGCAUCCUCCUUUCUAUGCCUCUGAUCCCAUGAGAAUUUAUGAAAAAAUAGUGUCUGGAAAGUAUCGAUGCCCAGCGCAUUUUACUGCAGAACUGAAGGAUUUGGUUAGUCAUGUUCUUCAGGUAGAUAAUACUAGACGAUACGGAAAUUUGAAAGAAGGCGUGUUAGAUUUCAAAAAUCAUAAAUGGUUUCGAGAAAUCGACUGGGAUAAUCUUCUGAAUGGCAGAGUGCAACCACCUUUUCUUCCAAAGGUUCGAUCACCUGGAGACACAACUAAUUUUGAUGUUUUUGAUGAAGAAAAAAUUAAAGAAAGUCCGGUUUGCUUGUAUGAAGAAGAGUUUGCAGAUUUUUAAUUAUAAUUAUUUUAUGGAUACGGGAAUUUUACAGACAUAAGGAUAUUAUAAUUUAAUUUAAGUAGAUAUAAAAAAGAAAGUUUCCUUUAAUGUCAAGAGACAUUU
Plodia interpunctella (Indianmeal moth) is the source of this 1339-nucleotide messenger RNA. Its product is annotated as cAMP-dependent protein kinase catalytic subunit alpha-like. Gene Ontology annotation, molecular function: protein serine/threonine kinase activity; ATP binding. Gene Ontology annotation, biological process: protein phosphorylation. The record is from RefSeq and is a predicted model, not a curated record. Lineage: Eukaryota; Metazoa; Arthropoda; Insecta; Lepidoptera; Pyralidae. The coding region runs from base 140 to 1234 and encodes 364 amino acids. Gene Ontology annotation, cellular component: nucleus. The transcript has a single exon.